UACAUCUAAUUCGAUAAAUCGAAAUAUUUUAAUUAUUUGAAUAAUAUAUAUUUAUUUAUUUAUAUUUAAUUAACUUAUUUUUAUAAUAAUGUUAUAAGGUAUUUUAUUUUUAUAACUCCGUAUAUAUAUAUAUAUAUAAGUAUAAUAAACAACGAUAAUUACAUACAUAAUUAUUUUUUAGAGGUGGUCUUAAUAAAACACGAAGAAUGGCUAAAAAAAACGCACCAGCAGCUUUACAGACUGAAGUUUCGACCGAUGAAGAAUGGUCAAAGAUCAUGGAACGAAAGGGCCUUAUAGUUGUAGAUGUUUAUUCAGAUUGGAGUGGGCCCUGUACUGGAAUGGUGAGCAUUUUAAAAAAAAUUAAAAUGGAAAUUGGUGGUGAUUUGUUGAGCUAUGCAACGGCAAAGUGUGAUAAUAUUACUGAUCUUGAACGAUUUCGAGGAAAAAGUGAACCAACCUGGAUGUUUAUUCAUAAUGGCAAGAUGGUUAAUUUGAUGUUUGGUGCAUACUGUCCAGAAUUGCAAAAAAUGUUAACUGAUGAAAUUCAAAAAGUUAAAAAUAAUGAGCCGCAUGAAUUUUGUAUUGGAGUUAAUGAAACAAGCCCAGAAGAAGAAAAUCGAUUAAAAGUACUUGAAAAGGAACGUUUAGCUAAAGAAAUAGCAAAAAAAGAAAAAAAAGAAGCCCAAAUAAAAGCCCGAUAUGAAGCUGAAUUGCAUCAUUUUAUGACUUGCUUAAAUAAUCAAACAUGUUUAAUACUCUAUCCAUGGGUUUUUAAAGAUGAAGAAGGUCACAAACGUGAUAAAAAAUCAAGUUUACCUUAUGUAGAUUUAAUUGAAAAUAUUCUUCCAGAACAUUAUACUGUUGAACAAGAACUACGAAAACAUUUGAAUCAAGAUCUUGUAUCGAAAAUUUUUAUAGAGUCUAAUUGGGAAAUAACGUCUGAUAUUCAACAACUUUUAAUGGAUGGAAAAUGUAUGUUUAUGCGGGUUAAAAUGAUUAGAAAUAAUAUUGAUUCAAGUGUAGAAAAAUAUUUAUUAAAUUUACUUUUUGGUGAGCCAACUUUACCAAAAUUAUUAGAUCAACUUCAGGAAGGAUGUUUUGCAGAACGUCACAAUAAACCGGCAUUUAUACCAAUCGGUAAAGAUAAUUUAAUAUUUCCUGUUGUUUGGGCUUCACCAAAUUCUAUCAAUAAAAUCAUGAUAUUCAAAACAAUAUUUAAAAAAUAUAUAGAUACUACAUUUCCUUAUCAAGAUAAAACAGAUGUGACGCCAAUAAUUGUUUUUAAAUUUGAUAGUACGAGAAAAAAUGAAUUGAAAGUUGUUUUAGAAAUGCAAGAAUCUGAAGUUAUCCAUUUUGGUAUUUUCGAAAGAGAUAAACCACCUGAAGCUAAACUUAUAGCAACGAACAUUGACGAAUAUGAAGAAAAAGUUGUUGAAAAAACAGGAUACGAAGCAUUUGUUUGCGUGGUCAAAAAAAUAGGAUCAGAAGCUUUUUUAACAUUUGCUGGAAUUGGUCCUUAUCAUGUUAGUGAAAACCCCGAUAUAGCAAUUGAGGAAUCUAAAUUAUAUUUCCCAGAUGUUAUACUUGCUGAUGAUCAAUCUGAUGAUGAAGAAAAACCAGAAGAUUCAGAUGGACGUGGUGGAGAACAAUUUAACGAAAUUGCUGAUCAACAACUAUCCUAAUGUAAUUUAAUAUUAUGCUAAUAAUUACAAUUACAAUUACUUAUUAAUAAUUUUUUUCCUUGUUUUUUAAUUAUAAUGUAGAAAAGUAAAACAUAAUCAACUAAUAAUAAUAAAAAGAAAAUUUUAGCAACAUUAUUUAUUUACCAGCAAUUAAUUAUUUUACCGAUGUAUAUAAAAUAACACUGGUAGAUAAAUGUAGUGAAUGUUUACUUCUUGUAUCCACAACUGCGUCUACGUCCACGAGCCCUUUCAAAUUUCCUACCCUUUGAACGUACCAAUGGUUUGGUAUGUGAAUGUGGAACACCUGGAGCUGGUCCAAAGUGUUUGACGGCUUCUCUUGCAUUACGACGUCCUUGCAUAAGAACAGUCUUACUUCCAGUAGGUGAUCUCAAUGCCAAUUCAUCGAAAGUUAUUACUUCACCUCCGGCUUUAAGAAUCCGUCCACGUGCUUUGUCAGUAACUCUCAAUGCACAUACCUAAAUUGGGAAUAAAAAAAUUUGACAAAAUUUAUAAUUUGUUAAAUAAUAAAAUAAAAUAAAAUAAAAAUAAAUAAAUAAACUUACUGUCAAUUUUGGACACUCGAAAAUUCUAGCAUCAUCGGUAACGGUACCAACGAUUACGGCAAUACAAUUUUCACGAUGAGGUUUCUUCAUAAAUCUCACAACACGGGCCAAUGAAAUUGGUGGUUUGUUUAUUCUACUCAUAAACAAACGUUUAAGAAUAAUCUUGUUGAAUUUUGAG
This is a messenger RNA of Microplitis mediator, 2423 nucleotides long. RefSeq lists its product as uncharacterized. The coding region runs from base 207 to 1682 and encodes 491 amino acids. The transcript is spliced from 10 exons. The record is from RefSeq and is a predicted model, not a curated record. Lineage: Eukaryota; Metazoa; Arthropoda; Insecta; Hymenoptera; Braconidae.